Molecule: messenger RNA, 3156 nt
Organism: Eleginops maclovinus (Patagonian blennie)
Lineage: Eukaryota; Metazoa; Chordata; Actinopteri; Perciformes; Eleginopidae
Gene: tmem98
Product: transmembrane protein 98
Exons: 7
Coding region: 293-1003 (236 amino acids)
Cellular component (GO): endoplasmic reticulum
Source: RefSeq, a predicted model, not a curated record
CAGAGAGUUUCCUCCCAUCUUCUCAGGAUGAUCGAGGUGGGGCAGGGCCGGUUAAUGAGUGACAAAACCGAGCAGAGGGCAGGUAUACUUUAAACUCUCACAGAAAGGGUAAAUGUGGGAACAUGUCACCUGAAUCAAACUGCACAUAAUCCAAGAUACUUCAGCCAGGACUCAAAACAUCAGAUGAUGAGCGGCCAUCCAUAAUCAAGCUCGGACAAUCAGCCGACCCUGAUUGGACUCUCUUCCUCUCAAACAAUUGCUGCCUGCAGCUGCUGUGGGAGCUGGAGUCGCCAUGGAGACAGUGGUGAUCGUGGCAAUCGGGGUGUUGGCCACCAUUUUCCUGGCCUCCUUCGUAGCCCUUGUGGUGGUGUGCAGACAUCGCUACUGCCACCCUCACGACCUGCUGCACCCCUUCGACACCAACCGUGCCUCCUCUGCUUUCCCUGUUCUAUUUUACAGACCCACAGUGGAUCUGAUUGGAGCCAUGGAGACCCAGAGCGAGCAGUCAGAGCUGGAGCUGGAUGAUGUGGUCAUCACCAACCCGCACAUUGAGGCCAUCCUGGAGAACGAGGACUGGAUAGAGGACGCCUCUGGAUUGGUCUCUCAUUGUAUCUCAAUCCUAAAGAUUUGCCACACUUUGACUGAAAAGCUGGUUGCCAUGACAAUGGGUUCAGGGGCAAAAGUCAAGGCACCGGCAAGCUUGAGUGACAUCAUCACUGUGGCCAAACGCAUCAGCCCGAGGGUGGAUGACGUGGUCAGGUCCAUGUACCCGCCUCUGGAUCCAAUCCUCCUGGAUGCCAGGGCCACUGCUCUUCUCCUCUCAGUCAGCCACCUGGUGCUGGUCACCCGCAAUGCCUGUCACAUGUCCGGCAGUAUGGACUGGAUCGACCAGUCGCUCAACGCAGCUGAAGAUCACAUGGUGGUGUUGCGUGAGGCGGCCCUGGCCUCUGAACCAGAUCGAGCCAUACUUGGACCUGACGCACAAAGAGAACAUGCCAUCUAAACAUCUUAACACAGAAACGGACACAGACAUGAAGUGCAUGAAAAUAUGUCAAUUCUCUAGUGUACUCACUUGAUAUUGAACAGGCACAUACUCCACCUGGUAGAGUUGGAAAGGCACGCUUCACAAACUCAUCAUCAAACCCAAAUGAAUAAGGUUGCGCAUAUGGAUGCAGGAAGCCCUCAUUUUCACAUUUAGAAAAAGCACCUUGGAAAUUGUUUCUUAACAUAUCUUCACCAAAAACUGCAUUAGAUUUUUGCCUUCACUCUAGUUACAUAUUGGCUGCAAAGAUUUAGGAUCCAGGUAUUUUCCUGUAUGUAUCCCUUCUGUAGAGUUGGUCUGUUUAAACUGCCUGCAAGUAAAAGGCCUUUGUAAAUGUCUUUCUCGAGUGCGCCAUCACCCAGCGGUGGGCCUAAAUCCAAUCUUGUCAGCACUGCACAGUCACAUGAAGGCUUAGUCAGCUAAUCCAUUCUGAGGAAAAUAACAUCCAGUUAGCCAGUGAACCCAAAGGGGCUCCUACUCAGUAGACCAUUGGAAGAACAACCUUACCUCAGAUCAUCUUACCUAACUCAGAAAUCACCAGUUUGUGGGUUGUAAUCGCACAACAGCAUUAGCUUUAGCCACAUCAGCAACACAGAAGUUUUUAUUGCACCCGAGAAAUGCCAAUUUGUCCCAUUGUUGCAUUGUAUUAGGAUUAAUUGAGGCUGUGAUGGAUGAAGAACCACCACUUUGGUGCACUUUGAAAUAUAUCACAACAUCUACCCCUUGGAUUAGGAUAAAAAUGUGGACAGACAAUCAUGGUUCCCAGAGGAUGAAUCCUAAUGACUUUGUUGAUCCCCGGACCUUUUCUAUAGCGCCACCAUCAGGUCAACAUUUAUGGUUUUAAGGAUCCAAUCAACUUGGAUAGCUACGCAAUUUGGAACAGCAACCAUGUAACCCCAAUAAUGAAUAAAGAUUAUUUUCAGUAGGAAAGCAGAUUUUAUAUACUUCCAGUAUUUGUUAUCAAAUACCUGAAAAAGUAAUGAGAUUACCAUCAGCUUGUACUUUGUAAUUAUGAUGUGUAAACACACUAAUACACAACUAAGAUGCUUAACAUAACCGCUAUACAUCAGUAUGAUUUUGUAUGUUAGCAUGCUGAUGUUAGCAUUGAGCUUAGCCUCACAGAGCAGCUAAGUUGUAAAUGCUUGUAGACAACAGUGAGCCAAGAAACACUUGUUCUUUAAUUUUGACAACAAAAAGGUGGGGUUUUUUUUUAUAAGAAGCUAAGCUAAAGAUUAUAUCUACAUUCAUCCAAGAAAUAGGAUAUUACACAAUUUCCAAAGUAGAGCAAAACAUUUUUAAUCACCAUCAGCUCAGUGUUACCGUUAUCCGAAAUAUUGAGCUUUCACACACAAUGAUGAUGCAGCAUGUCUUUAUAGGUUGUCGUGUUAGGAGGGGAGCCGUGAACAGUGUGUUGAUUGAGGUGGAGCAGAAUUAGCGUGUUGUUUUGGGCCAGAGGGAUGUUAUUGGAGCAUGUCUACCUGCUCCCCCAUGCAUAGCUAAUACUGAAUCCCAAAGGAGUCCUAAUAAGGCAUUACCCACAGCAACAAUGAACACAUGGGCUUAAGCUACAAUAAACAUGGCACAAACUAUUGUACACACAAGGCAGGCAGACAAUGAACACAUCAGUAGCUCCUACCACAGUAGGGUACAUAUAAUAGGAGUCGAACACACAUUUUUAAAGAGUGUAGUGACAAUCAGGAAGAGAAGCAGCAGCUGAAAAUCUUUUAACUGAAAUUAAGCAAACCUAUAGCUCCAAGUAUGCAGAGAUAUUUUGAUGGAAAGAUCUCAAUCGAGGAGGAAACCUUUUUAAAAGUAGUUAGCCUUUUAUUCCUUUUUUUCUUGUUUACAUUGUUUAUUAGCAUUUUUUUAUAUGCAUUCCUUUGUUUUCUUCUCCUUAUUCCACAGUUUGUUACUGAUGUUCUUCUUCCAUACACUCAUACAUUUUUCUUUAUAUCUUUCAAUGAUUUGUACAGAUAAAGUUUACUUUAAUAGGAAAAUGUGUUUGGUUUUUUGCUCUGAACAAAAGCUACGGAGAAGUUAAUGUCUGAUAAAAAGUCCACACACUCAUCCUAGUUUGACAUAAAUAAAAGUAAAUUUCUUUUCUCUUUUCAUAA